AUGAUCCUAUGGACGAAUGCUCGACCGACUGGUGAAACUUCUUUUAAGCUAUUGUGGUUUUUCUUUUUUUUUUUUUUUUUAUUUCAACUUGAAAUUAAUGAUGGUAGUGCACGUAAUGCUGAAACUCAAUGUUUAUUAAGUGGUGGUCGUCUUGGUGAAAUUAAAACUGAAGUUAAUACAAAUCGAAUGUAUUAUGGUUUAUUACGAGAUCAUGAUCUAACAAGAAUAUUACAACAUAAAUUAAUACUUGCAUCAUCAACAGGUGUUGAUAAUGAAGAUAGUGCUAGUGAUGAUCAAUCAUCAACAUCAAAAAAUCGAAAAAAACUUAAAAAAGAUUUUUUUAAUCAACGACAAAGUAAAGCUUCAUUAAAAGUUGAUCCUAAUACACCACAACUUACAUGA
Messenger RNA from Rotaria sordida, 402 nucleotides. The record is from the annotation of a GenBank genome assembly. Lineage: Eukaryota; Metazoa; Rotifera; Eurotatoria; Philodinida; Philodinidae.